Molecule: messenger RNA, 1046 nt
Organism: Rhizophagus irregularis DAOM 181602=DAOM 197198
Lineage: Eukaryota; Fungi; Glomeromycota; Glomeromycetes; Glomerales; Glomeraceae
Source: RefSeq, a predicted model, not a curated record
UUAAAAGAGUAAAUAUUAUGGAUUUAGAAAAAAGAAAAGAAGUAUACGGAUUAUGUGGAGAAUGUAAUGAACCAGGUACAGGAUAUCUUUGGUGUCAACCUUGUAAUGCUAAAAGAUUUGAGGAAAAUUUUAAAAAUUGGACUAGUGGAAAUAAAAAUAUUGAUGAAUUAAUACAACAAUCACAACUUAAUGCUUUUUUUUGUACAAAAUUUCUUGAAUGGAUACCUUUUGAAAAAUUUGAAAAUGUUACCUAUCUUACUAGAGGUGGUUUUAGUAAAAUUUAUUCGGCUUACUGGCCCGAAGGAAAUAUUGGGCAUUGGGAUAUUGAAAAUCAAAAAUGGAUCCGAGGAUCAAGAAAAGUUGCAUUGAAAAGUUUAAAUAAUUCAUCUAAUAUAAAUCCAAAUACUAAAGAUUAUAUAAUGGUUUUACAAUAUUUUGAGGGAGGAAAUUUGAGAAAUACUUUAGUGGAAGAUGGACUUUCAGGUAUUCAUGAUGCUGGAAAUAUUCAUAAAGAUUUUCAUUCGGGCAAUAUAUUAUAUAAUAAUUAUAAUGAUAUACUAUCAAUUAGUGAUUUGGGAAUGUGUCAACCAGUAAAUGAUAAUGAGCGAAAAGGAAUUUUUUUACGUGGAUAUCAAUAUACAAAAGCAGCAGAUAUUUACUCAUUUGGAAUAAUAAUGAAUGAACUUAUGUCAGAAAGAAUUCCUUAUAAUGAUAUUCCUCAUGAUCAAUUUUUGGUUGUUAAAAUAUGUAAAGGAUUUAGACCAAAGAUUUCUGAAGAUACACCAAAAUUAAUUGUAGAUUUGAUUAUUAAAUGUUGGGAUGCUAAAGCAGAAAAUAGACCAACUACUAAAGAAUUACGUCAAAUAUUGGAAAAAUAUUUAGACGACGUUGAUGAUGAAGAGAGAAUAAAUCAAAAAACAGAACAAAUGAAAAUAAAUCUAAAAAUCCUCAAAUACAUCCACAAGCAAUUUAUACUAGCAGACUUUUAAAAUUUGAAAAUCUUCCAGAACCAGUUAAUUCAACCAAUUAUUUAUCUUCGUUUCAAG